GUAUCCCCCUGGCGGUGUACGCUGUGACCGGCUCAAUAACCGCAUCGUACGUGUACGCAUUUCUGAUCUCGCUGUUAUGGUUUCUGUUCGCGCGGUGCACGGACCCCGAGGACUUCCAAGUGGCCAUGGUGGUCUUCUCGCUCGGAAUUUCCAGUGAGAUCGGCUCCACGAAGUUCUUCAACUCCAUAAUUUACAUUAAAGAACUUCGCAAGCUAUUCAAGGACUAUCUGCUGUAUGACGCGACAUGUCCGGCACAGGGGCGGCUGCGUCUACAUUUACUGACGACAUUAAGAUACGUCAAACGACGUGCGAUAAUCUAUUGGCUCGUCAUCAUUGGCAACGGAUUCAUUUUCGCUAUCAAACCACUGCUUGUGGAAGGUCGACAUCUUGCGCAAGAUGAUUUAGUUCUUAUAGGACUGGAACCGAUGAGACAGUCUCCAAACUACGAGAUAGCUUACGCCAUAAUGACAAUGGGAGUGUGUUUCAUUUGUUACCCUCCAGCCCACGUCACCAUGUUCUUGAUUAUCAUAGUCGGAUACACGGAGGCACAGAUGUUGGCCCUCAGUGAAGAACUGAAGCAUCUGUGGAACGAUGCCAUCGAACAUUACGAAAAGCAUUCACGAACAGAACGAGAAGCGGACGCGGCCAUGAAAUCGAAAAUCCUCAACAGUUUUGUUAAUUUUCGUCUAGUUCAGAUCAUUAAGAGUCAUUCGACGAAUGUCAACUUAAUAGGUCGGGUGGAGAACGUGUUCCGAGGGUCACUGGCCGUCGGAUACGUUUUUCUGAUCGUAGGGCUCAUAGCUGAGCUACUUGGCGGUCUCGAAAACACGUACCUACAGGUACCCUUCGCUCUCAUCCAAGUUGCUAUCGACUGCUUCAUCGGGCAACGCGUUAAUGACGCAAACAUUGAUUUUGAGAAAGCCGUGUAUGAUUGCAAAUGGGAGAACUUCGACAAACGCAACAUGAAGAUCGUGCUGCUGUUGCUACAGAACGCGCAGAAGACGGUGUCGCUGUCUGCGGGCGGCAUCGCUAAGCUUAACUUUAGCUGUUUUAUGUCAGUAAUAAAGUCCAUCUACUCUGCUUACACUACUCUUAGAACAACCAUGAAGUAA
Molecule: messenger RNA, 1112 nt
Organism: Bombyx mori (domestic silkworm)
Lineage: Eukaryota; Metazoa; Arthropoda; Insecta; Lepidoptera; Bombycidae
Gene: Or-38
Product: olfactory receptor 38
Biological process (GO): sensory perception of smell; detection of chemical stimulus involved in sensory perception of smell
Cellular component (GO): plasma membrane
Molecular function (GO): olfactory receptor activity; odorant binding
Source: RefSeq, marked provisional